UUGGAAGGAAGCUUCAUGUCUACAUGGUGGAGCCUGUGAUCAAGACCAGCGUCCCCUCGCUCCUGUACCAGAUGAUCCUUUACAGCUGCCCGUCCUCCUACGACCAGUCCAGACUCAGUCCCACCACCGACUGCUUCCUCAACGGCAACUCCACCGCCCUCUUCACCGGCUGCGUCCAGGUGAUCGCCGUCUGGGGCAUCGGCACCAAACCUGGGCAGUCUCUGAUUUACCCAGAUGAGGCGGGAUUCUCACUGGGGGCGAAGGGCGAUCCCAAUUUCUAUGUCCUGCAGGUCCACUACGACAACCGAGGCAACAGGACAGCCCUCGGCGACUCCGCCACCCUCCGCUCCCCCCGCGGGGUUACUGGCCCACCCCUCCGCGCCUCUCCCCCCCCCCCGCCGGCCCUCGGCCAGGCCGCCCGUCACCGCCUCCUCGUUCCGCAGGCGUGA
Molecule: messenger RNA, 449 nt
Organism: Hypanus sabinus (Atlantic stingray)
Lineage: Eukaryota; Metazoa; Chordata; Chondrichthyes; Myliobatiformes; Dasyatidae
Product: DBH-like monooxygenase protein 1
Exons: 4
Coding region: 24-449 (141 amino acids)
Biological process (GO): norepinephrine biosynthetic process; octopamine biosynthetic process; dopamine catabolic process
Cellular component (GO): secretory granule membrane
Molecular function (GO): copper ion binding; dopamine beta-monooxygenase activity
Source: RefSeq, a predicted model, not a curated record